Torulaspora delbrueckii is the source of this 588-nucleotide messenger RNA. It is a transcript of the gene PAA1, whose product is annotated as polyamine acetyltransferase. Gene Ontology annotation, cellular component: cytoplasm. Gene Ontology annotation, molecular function: aralkylamine N-acetyltransferase activity. The transcript has a single exon. The coding region runs from base 1 to 588 and encodes 195 amino acids. Lineage: Eukaryota; Fungi; Ascomycota; Saccharomycetes; Saccharomycetales; Saccharomycetaceae. The record is from RefSeq and is a predicted model, not a curated record.
AUGGCUUCUUCUACUCUACCGCUGCACAUGUAUGUUAGACCUCUGAUCAUUGAGGAUACUAAACAAGUGGCAGAUCUCGAAGCUCAGGGUUUCCCCACAAACGAACGCGCCCCUUUAGAGACUGUUGACUAUAGACUCACCGCCUGUCCAGAACUAUGUUCUGGUUUGUUCAUUAGAGAGUUCAAUGGCAAGGAAGUGAAAGCGGAGAAAUUGGUAGGACAUAUCCUUGGAACCAAGAUUCCUAAAUCAAGCAACAAUUCCUCGACAUUUAUUACUUUGGAAAGCAUGGGAAAGGCCCACAGUGAGUCAAGUGACACCAUUGGCAUCCAUUCUGUGGUCAUUUCGAAGAAUUACCAGAGGAAAAACCUUGCUACUUUGCUUUUAACCGAUUAUAUCCAAAAACUAAGUAACCAGGAAGUGGGCAAGAGGAUAGCCAUUAUCGCACAUGAACCAUUGAUCCCCUUCUAUGAAAGAGUUGGUUUCAAAGUGGUCGGUGAAAAUAAGGAUGUUGUCAAGGACCCUCAGUUUGCCAAUACUAAAUGGAUCGAUAUGGUCAGGGAACUGGUCAAGGAAGAAUAUGAGAAUUAG